UUCUCUAGCGAACCAAAUUCUUGCUUUUAAACUAAAAUACCACUGGAGAAAAAGUUCAACUGAAAGAAAGAGAGUUUCCAAAAUGGUGACUGGCUGGAGAAGAGCUUUUUGCACUUCCAUUCCCAAGAAACAAGACAGCCCAGUUUUACCAGAAAAACAACAACAACAACAUCAGCAAAGCAACAGCACCAAAAGUCCAAAAUUUACCUCAAAGUUUGGGUUUUUCUCCAACCCAUCAACGCCAAGGUUACAAUCUCAACCCGUUUCAAGCCCAGGUCUUCGUUGCCGAACCACUUCCACACCAACUUCUUCACUUCCCAAUACCCCCAAACUCCAUUGCAAAACAUCCCAUUUCUCCAAUCCUUCCUCUCCUAAAUCUCCUUCGAGUUUCUCCUUCUUUAAAGCCCCUCUCCGCCUAUCCAAAGGUGGUCGAUGUGUAAUCUGUUUACAAAGCCUCAAAACGGGCCAAGGCAAGGCGAUUUUCACGGCGGAGUGUUCCCAUUCCUUUCAUUUCCCUUGCGUCGCCGCCCAUAUCAAAAAGCAACAAUCACUAAUUUGCCCCAUCUGUUCCACCACCUGGAAAGAGCUCCCUUUACUCUCCCUUCAACCACCCGAGCAACCUAACAAGUCAUCUCUCAAAAACAUCAAAACGAAAUCGCUUCGGGUAUAUAACGACGAUGAACCAUUGGCCUGCCCUUUUUCUCUUUCUCAGUUUAAUCCCAUUCCUGAAUCCGAAGAAACCGAAAACGACGACGUAGAAGAGGAAUUCCAAGGGUUUGUCGUUACUCCGAGGAGUGCGAAAGAAAUUGGAGUUAAUGCAAGAAAUGUGGAAGUUAGGUUGUUACAAGAUGCGGCGAGGGUGGCAGUUGGUAGGUGUUAUGAAAGUUAUGUGGUGGUUAUGAAAGUGCACGCGCCAACCGUGACCCGUGGGAUGAAGAGGGCUCCGAUUGAUUUGGUUACGGUUUUGGACGUCAGCGGGGCUGGGAUGCGGUUACAGAUGGUGAAACGAGCGAUGAGUUUGGUUAUCUCUUUGCUUAACGAAACCGACCGAUUGUCGAUCGUGGUUUUUUCGUCGAGUUCGAAACGGUUGUUGCCGUUGACUAGGAUGAGUUCCAGCGGACGGAGAUCUGCAAAAAGGAUUGUUGACGCGCAAGGGAGUAACGGGCAAGGGAUGAGUGUCAACGACGCUCUUAAAAAGGCGGCCAAAGUUUUGGAAGAUCGUAGAGAGAAAAACGCCGUUGCCAGCAUCAUGAUCUUAUCCGACGGUCAGGAUAAACAGUCCCAAACGAAAUCCCCCAAUCAGAACCUCCCAGUUGUUUCAACAACGCGGCUGGCGCAUUUAGAAAUCCCCGUGCACUCCAUCGGUCUCGACACGUGCACUCACGCUCCAAACGACGACGCGUUCUGUAAAAUCGUGAACGGUCUUUUAGGCGUGGUGGUUCAGGAUGUCAGGCUUCAACUGGGAUUCGUAUCCGGGUCAGCCCCAGCCGAGAUUUCAUCGGUCUAUUCAUUGACGACCCGACUAGCCUCAGUCGGGUCGAAAUCAGUGUGGGUCGGAGAUUUGUAUUCUGACGAGGAGAAAGAAUUAUUGUUGGAACUAAAAGUACCCGUAUCUACUAGUGGGUCCCACAGGACAAUGUCCGUACGAUCAUCUUACAAAGAUCCAUUUACUCAGGAGAUGGUCUACUCGAGGCAUCAAAGACUGUUAAUACCUCGGCCGCCACAGUCCGUACGAUCUUCGUCGCACAGCAUCGAGAGGUUGAAGAACCUUCACGUCAGCACGCGUGCCGUUGCGGAGUCUCGUCGGUUGAUAGAGCGGAACGAUUUUUCGGGGGCGCACCAUUUGCUUACCUCGGCUCGAGCUCUGUUGAUGCAAUCGGGUUCGAGCUCGGCUGAGGAAUUUAUUCGCAGGUUAGAAAUCGAGUUAGCCGAGUUGAACCGGCGGCGCCUCAGACAAAUGGUAAAUAAUAAUAAUGGUCAAGUUGAGGAAAAAGCUGAGCCGUUAACUCCGACGUCGGCCUGGAAAGCCGCUGAGAGAUUGGCUAAACUGGCGAUUAUGAGGAAGCAUAUGAAUAGAGUCAGCGAUUUGCAUGGAUUUGAAAAUGCCAGAUUUUAGUUUUAGUUUUUUUUUUUUUUUUCAACUUUUCUUCUUUUUCAGCCGACUGUUUUGUAAUGCAAAACCAUUAGUAAUAUAAUUUUGUUAAGAUAGA
Molecule: messenger RNA, 2210 nt
Organism: Durio zibethinus
Lineage: Eukaryota; Viridiplantae; Streptophyta; Magnoliopsida; Malvales; Malvaceae
Product: putative E3 ubiquitin-protein ligase EDA40
Source: RefSeq, a predicted model, not a curated record